Truncatella angustata is the source of this 783-nucleotide messenger RNA. RefSeq names its product superoxide dismutase. Bases 176 to 640 code for a protein of 154 amino acids. Lineage: Eukaryota; Fungi; Ascomycota; Sordariomycetes; Amphisphaeriales; Sporocadaceae. The record is from RefSeq and is a predicted model, not a curated record. Gene Ontology annotation, molecular function: copper ion binding; superoxide dismutase activity. Gene Ontology annotation, biological process: removal of superoxide radicals. The transcript is spliced from 5 exons.
CUCGGGGGUUGCUGGUGAAAUGGGGAUGAAAUGCUAAGUAGAAAGAACCCCUCUUGUCUCGCAUGUAGUAAUUGACGUCUUCUUCAUCUUCUUCUUCAUUCGUGAACUAUCAUUGCUUAUACAAAAAACUCAACACGUAAAGCAAAGCAAAUCAAACAAAUCAAAAUCAGUCAAAAUGGUCAAGGCCGUCGCUGUCGUCCGUGGUGACUCUAAGAUCACCGGUACCAUCACCUUUGAGCAGGCUUCCGAGUCCGCCCCUACCACCGUCUCAUGGGAUAUCACCGGCCACGACGCCAACUCUAAGCGUGGCAUUCACAUUCACACCUUUGGUGACAACACCAACGGCUGCACAUCCGCCGGUCCUCACUUUAACCCUCACAACGCCACUCACGGUGACCGCACUGACGAGACUCGUCACGUUGGUGACUUGGGUAACCUGGAGUACGAUGGCCAGGGUAACGCCAAGGGCUCCGUCGAGGACAAGCUCAUCAAGCUGAUCGGCCCUGAGAGUGUCAUUGGUCGCACUGUCGUCGUUCAUGCCGGCACUGACGAUGUUGGAAAGGGUGGCAACGAGGAGUCGAAGAAGACUGGUAACGCUGGUGCCCGCCCUGCUUGCGGUGUCAUCGGUAUCUCCAACUAAAUAGUCCCUCCGAAAAUAAUAGUCAAAAAGCACGCUUCUGGGACAUGUGGACUGAUAUGAGCUAUGACCUGAUAAGAGCUUUAGCACUGGCGAGCCCAAAAUAGUUUUAAAGGUUUAUAAAUAAACUUUUUGAAAGGAUGCUA